GAUCACCAGGCCGGGUAAUCAGGACCGUAAACCAGUAGACAAUUUCUCCUGCCGCCAACUCAGAAGCAGAAGCAGAAGCAGAAGCAGAAGCAGAUGCCCCAAAGCUGAACAGCAGCAGCAGCAACAGCCGGUUGACGCAGAGGAAGGAAGAAGAAGGAUUAAAAAGAAAUAGUUGCUGAGGAUAUAUGACGACAACCAUGUAUGCUGGCGAGGACGAUAGCGCUGGUGCUGAGAACAGCCGGCGGGAUGAUAUAAGUGCAGGUGCAGAGCAAGGCGAUGCGGUGGUUGGAUUCACGGCUGUUAAUUCCAGUCUGGACAGAAGAAAUACAGCGAAAAUGUAUGUCUUAAUCUUCUGUUUUUGUGCUGGGAACUACUCACUCACUUUAUCAUGUUCCAGAACCGACCCUGAUCUUCCGCCACAACCCCACAACACCCCACCUUCCAUCACAACACCGACCCCAGACACCCACCACAAAUCACCACCAUCCGUCAGCGCAGGCGCAGGCACAGGAUCGCAGACCAGUGCGAGCGCUGGAAGCGGCAGCGGGAGUGGAAGUAAUUCAGGCAGCGGCAGCGACUCGCCAGAAACAGCUGCCUCAGACACAAACUCCCACUCAAAGAACUACAAGCGCACUUCACCUACUGCGUCCUCGGCGUCGCAGUCUGCUAAGCGGAGGAAGGGAUAUCAUGCCUGCAUAUAUUGCCGAAGGUCCCAUAUGACUUGUGAUUCAGAACGUCCCUGCUCGCGCUGCGUGAGAAGAAAUAUAGGCCACCUCUGCCGCGACGAAAACCCCACCACAAGCCCCUCCGCCAUCAAAGAAGAACCACAAACCACGACACCCCCCACGACCACAACCUCCCCCGACAAACCGGCAUACACCUACGAAAUCUCAAGCCAAGGCAUAACCGCCCCUCUCUCAAUCGGCAACAGCGCGCAGGCAUCCCCCGAAGCCUCUGCGCCGGCGGACUGGACGGCGGCGAUGAUGACCGACUCGACUGUUGAUUUGCUCACGAAUCUGACGCCGUAUCAGCAGCCGCUGUUUUACUCGGAAGGCGCGGGAAAUGAGUUUUCGUCGUUGAAUGAUUUUUUGACGUUGAUUGAGGAUGUGCCUCAGGCUCACCAGGCUCACCAAGCUCAGCAACAGGCUCAGCAACAGGCUCUGCCCGAGCAGGCAGCAGCAGCAACGGGACAGGAGCUAAAGCAAGAACCAGAGCUAAAGCAAGAGCGCGAGCAAGAGCAGGAACCAAGAUCACCAACCAACCCCGCCCGGAGCGAGACCCCGGACGUUGUUCUCCCGACCGUCCACAACCCCACGACGCUAAACCACCCCUCGCUCGAACCCCCAGCCGAGCAAAACCCGCUCUCUGCGCGCGCAAACGGCAACCUCACUCUAACAACCCCCACCCGCCCGAUCCAGGUCCCCGAGACCGCAAAAGACAAGUUCUUCCUGACCGCCGCCGACCCCGCGGACGGACCGGAGCACACGCCCGAAGAACGGCUGAAGCAGGUGAUCAACGCGAAGCUCGAAGCCGGUCUUUUGGCGCCGUAUAACUACGUCAAGGGCUACGCGCGCCUGCAGCGGUAUAUGGACCGACACAUGGCGGCUGCCUCGCGGCAGCGGAUUCUGAAGCCGUUGUCGAUCUUCCGGCCUGCGUUCCGGGCGAUCGCGCAGACGCUGAUUGAUGUGGAUUUAGUGCUGGUCGAGGAGGCGUUUGAGCGCAUGCUGCUGGACUACGACCGCGUCUUCACGUCGAUGGCGAUUCCUGCCUGUCUGUGGCGGCGCACGGGGGAGAUCUAUCGGGGGAAUAAGGAGUUUGCGGCGCUGGUCGAGGUGCCGGUUGAGGAUCUGCGGGACGGCAAGAUUGCAAUCUACGAGGUUUUGAGCGAAGACUCGGCGGUGAACUACUGGGAGAAAUACGGAAACAUCGCGUUCGACUCGGGCCAGAAAGCGGUGCUCACGAGCUGCACUCUGCGGUCGCGCGACGGACGCACGCGCAGGUCGUGCUGCUUCAGCUUCACCAUCAGACGGGACAGGUACAAUAUCCCGAGCUGCAUCAUUGGCAACUUCAUCCCGAUCCAUCCGUGAUCUGUACAUUAGCACAAUGUAGCGACGACAAUACAUUGUGAAUUUCAUAAUAGCAUGACGUAAUAUGU
Myxozyma melibiosi is the source of this 2155-nucleotide messenger RNA. RefSeq lists its product as uncharacterized. Bases 186 to 2087 code for a protein of 633 amino acids. The record is from RefSeq and is a predicted model, not a curated record. Gene Ontology annotation, cellular component: nucleus. The transcript has 3 exons. Lineage: Eukaryota; Fungi; Ascomycota; Lipomycetes; Lipomycetales; Lipomycetaceae. Gene Ontology annotation, biological process: regulation of DNA-templated transcription. Gene Ontology annotation, molecular function: zinc ion binding; RNA polymerase II transcription regulatory region sequence-specific DNA binding; DNA-binding transcription factor activity, RNA polymerase II-specific.